Drosophila biarmipes is the source of this 530-nucleotide messenger RNA. RefSeq names its product actin nucleation-promoting factor WASL. The transcript has a single exon. The record is from RefSeq and is a predicted model, not a curated record. Bases 1 to 306 code for a protein of 101 amino acids. Lineage: Eukaryota; Metazoa; Arthropoda; Insecta; Diptera; Drosophilidae.
AUGCCACCACCACCAGGACGUGGAUACGGAGGACCGCCACCCAGGGGUCCCGGAAUCGCCUACGGGCCACCACCGCCUCGCGUAAAUGUUGGCAUCAAUAUCGGUGGGCCACCACCUCCUCCGAUGGGAGUGGGCAUCGGUUUUGGGCCACCGCCGCCGCCAGCUGUGGUCAUCGGAGCACCACCUCCGCCACCCGUGGUCAUGAUGCCGCCCCCGAGGCCCACCGUGGUGGUGGGGGCCCAGCCACCGGUGGCCACUGUCUACGCCCAGCCCCAGGGAGAGGUUUUCUGCUGCACGAUUCUCUGAUGGCGUUGCGAAAAUGGAAAAUAGGAAAUGGAAAACUGUGCUUCUAAAUAGAAUUAUUAACUACGCCCUAAAAUAAGUGAAAUAAAAUAGUUUCGAUUUAGUCAAUUAAAGUUUUUACUCACAAAAAGUCUGUCAAAAGUUGUUAUACGUUUUAUUAUUCUUGAUUUAAAAAAAUAAUUGAAUGUGCUCACUGAAUGAAUAAAAUUAAUAAGGGUUCCCCUGAU